ACGCCCACUGAUUUGCAACUAAAUAAAAAGCUUAUGAAUUAUGGAUAUUUCCUAUAAAAUGACGUCAAAAAAACAGGAAUGAUUCAUAAAAAAAGUUAUGAAUCGACCCCAGACGAACUCAGCUGAUUACGCUGGUACUCGACACUUUCUGUUAAUGUAGCAGGAACACGGAUUGGCCGCGGACCAGUGAAGAUUCGUCCACCAGCAAAAUUUAUCCUUUGUGUCAAGAUGGCGACCGGCUGUUGUGGAGUGAAACGGCAGAAAGUCUCCGCGCCUUCCGACCGAAAUGACCGGUCGGACCGCUGCGAAAAGGGCGACCGUUGCUCCCAUCCUAACCACGAUCACCGGCCAAGCACGAGCUCCGGUUGUGGUGACCCACAGCGGGCCCUUCAACCGAAAAUGAACGGUUAUCAUCACGCUUACUCCGGCGGUGGGCACGGCCACAACAGUCACAGUGGCCACCAAAACAAUUCCAACCACCGAAUAGUGUGUGCCGAGAUGUGUUUUUUCUGUUUCGAUGUUUUGUAUCGCCACUUUCACAUGUUGAAUGGCGAACCGCCGAGAGUGCCCACAUUUACCGAUGCUCCAUUUCCCUUGUUUGUGACGUGGAAGAUCGGGAAGGACAAGCGUCUACGUGGCUGUAUAGGAACCUUUACUGCCUUGAAUCUACACGAUGGCCUCAGGGAAUAUGCAAUCUCUAGUGCUUUUAAGGAUAGUCGUUUCCCGCCUGUCAAUAAGGAGGAGAUAUCCCGUAUGUCAUGCUCCGUCUCGCUGCUACGUCACUUUGAGGAGGCGCGAGACUAUGAAGAUUGGGAGGUCGGCGUCCAUGGUAUUCGCAUAGAAUUCUACAACGAGAAAGGUCAGAAGAAGACUGCUACUUACCUUCCAGAAGUAGCCUCGGAACAGAAUUGGAACAAAGAGCAGACGAUAGACUCGCUGCUACGCAAGGGCGGCUACAAGACGCCUAUCACCAACGACUUCCGCAAGACGAUACGGGUGACCCGCUACCAGAGCGAGAAGAUCUCGGUCCACUUCAGCGACUACGCCGAUCACUUUCGUCAGAACGGGCGGGUUUAAUGAAUGGCAGCCACAAGCGCAAACUCUGUGGGGGAGGAGGGGCCUCAGGCACACGUGCACGGCACUCGUGAUAAUCGGCGUCGUGUUCGCGAUUUACUUUCUCAACUGAGCUUUUUUUGUUAAGUGCGGUAUUGUCGGGGAGGCCAUUACAAGUUCUUCAGUCUUAAAGUCAAGUCCCAAGCAAUUUGUGACAAAAGCAUUCCUUUGUCAGUGUGUUCAUCCCCAGCUGCUCGUGACUGGACUUGAGAAAGGACUUGGGAUUUACUUUUUGACCGGACUUGUGAUGGACUUGACUCCAAAACUGUCCAAGCAGUGGGAUAGGU
Patiria miniata (bat star) is the source of this 1400-nucleotide messenger RNA. Its product is annotated as AMMECR1-like protein. The transcript is spliced from 5 exons. The record is from RefSeq and is a predicted model, not a curated record. NCBI's taxonomy places the organism in Eukaryota, Metazoa, Echinodermata, Asteroidea, Valvatida, Asterinidae. Bases 229 to 1077 code for a protein of 282 amino acids.